AUGGAAUCUGAUGUCGAGUUUUUGUCUGAAAUUCCUGCUUCUAUCCAGAAGACACGCAUGGUCGUAAUGGGAAGAACAAUUGAUGAUCGAGAAGAUAAGAAUGGGAGAAAAACGGUCAAAGAUGUUGAAGUUUCUGUACCGAUUGUGUGUGGAUCGAUUGCGUUUUUUCGUGGAAAGAAUGUUAAAGAUUAUCGAACACAUAAGUGGACUGUUUAUGUGCGUGGAGCUACGAAUGAGGAUCUUGGUGUGGUUAUAAAGAAAGUCAUCUUCCAGUUGCAUCCAAGUUUUCAGAAUCCUACUAGAGUGGUUGAUUCACCUCCUUUUACAUUAUCUGAGUGUGGAUGGGGAGAAUUCAAAAUCGAUAUCACCGUCUUCUUCCAUACCGAUGUCUGUGAAAAGAAAUUGGAGUUGUCUCACAUGUUAAAGCUGAACCCGGAGAAUGACUAUGGUGCUAUUCCUCUGUCUACCAAAAUACCCGUUGUCGCUGAGUUUUACAAUGAGAUUGUCUUACCUGACCCUUUCGAGAGUUUCCUCGCCCGUGUGCAUAAUCACCCGGCUGUACACAUCUCUAAGCUCACAGAUGGAUUCAACAUGCUUCCUCCAGGAGUCACUGAAACUUAUUAUGAGAUGAAAAAAGGAGACACCAAGGAUCAUCCGCUUAGCCAAUGGUUUUUGAAGUUUUCAGAAGCCGAAGAGCGGCUAAAUAUUUCUGCAGCUCGUCAAAAGGUUUCUGCAGCUCUCUAA
This is a messenger RNA of Arabis nemorensis, 744 nucleotides long. The record is from the annotation of a GenBank genome assembly. Lineage: Eukaryota; Viridiplantae; Streptophyta; Magnoliopsida; Brassicales; Brassicaceae.